GCCUAAACCCGUUUACUUCCCCUCACUCCUCACUCCUUCUCCGCCCCAACUUUCCCCGCAGGCCGCAGCUAGCUAGGGUCUGCUACGCCGGCGCCGGCGUUGCCCCGGCCGCAGAUCCAGCGCUCCUAGACGUGGAUCCGCCACCCGCACGUGCCGUCCGCCCCGUCCGCCGGCCGAUCCGCCACUACUUCCGCCUUGCACGGCUGCGUCUCUCCUUCUUUCCGUCGCCUCCCCGAAUCCUCCGUGCCCCGUCGCCUCCCCUCCGGCUCCGGCUUGCACCCCCGAUCUCGCGAUGGCUUCCACUGGCAAGGUGAUCGCUUCCAUCCUCCUUCUGUGCUUCCUUUUCAAUGGUGAGAAGGCAGGGUGUACCACUGCUUCCUCUGCAGAUGGCAAUCAGAUGUGGGGCUACACGCAAGUCCGCCCGAAGGCUCACCUCUUCUGGUGGUUUUACAAGAGCCCACAGCGGGUGUCAUCACCGGCGAAGCAAUGGCCCACCGUGCUUUGGCUCCAGGGCGGGCCGGGAGGGUCCGGUGUUGGGGGAGGAAACUUCAUGGGUGUUGGGCCACUGGACACCAACCUGAAGCCACGCAACUCCACGUGGCUGCAGAAGGCCGAUCUCCUCUUCGUGGACUUACCGGUGGGCGUCGGCUAUAGCUACGCAGAGGAUCCCAGCCUACUGGCGAGGACAGACUCGGAGGUGGUUGCAGAUGCUAGUGCCCUCCUCAAAGCGCUUGCGGUAGCAAUACCCACCCUGCAGAGCAGUCCACUCUUCCUCGUUGGCGAGUCCUAUGGCGGCAAGCUCGCCGCCAUGAUCGGCGUCGACAUAGCAAGGUCCAUCCAUGCUGGUUCCCUAAAACUCACUCUAGGAGGAGUGGUUUUGGGGGACAGCUGGAUAUCUCCAGCUGAUUUCGCACUCUCAUAUGCGGAACUGCUGCAUCAAGUGUCGAGGUUGGAUGCCAAUGACGUCGCACCUGCCAACAAAAUUGCAGCAAAAGUAAAGGAUGAGAUGGCAGCUGGGCAGUUCGCCAAGGCGCGGAUCACAUGGGUCGAGCUCUCUCAUUUUAUCGACUCAAAUAGUGCUAGCGUGAAUUGGGAAAAUUUCAUGCUUGAUUCCUUUAUGACCCAUCAGUCAGGUCUCAAAACCAUCGACGGCAUCAUGAAUGGAGUCAUUAAGCAAAAGCUCAAGAUCAUUCCCAAAGACGUCGUUUGGCAAAGGGCGUCGAUUCCGGUCAACAAUGCAUUGGAUAAUGUCUUCAUGAAGCCAGCAAUCAAUGAGGUUGACGAACUGCUAGCAUACGGUGUGGUUGUUGCCAUUUACAAUGGCCAGUUUGAUCUGAUCUGCUCGACGGUUGGCGUAGAAGGCUGGGUGAGGAAACUGAAAUGGGAUGGUCUGAAGAACUUCUUGAGCCUGCCAAGGCAGGAUGUGUUUGUCUGUGACACUUCUGUGCACUGCAGUGGUGGUGGUGCUGUUAGGGCAUUUAUGAAAACCUAUCAAAAUCUGCACUUUUACUGGAUCCUUGGAGCCGGACACACAGUACCUGUUGAUCAGCCUGAUGUUGCUCUACAGAUGAUUGGUCAGAUAGUUGCUACUUGAUGCAAUUGGAAGGACAUCUCUGUGUAAAUUGCGCCGGAAGGGGCAGCUUAGAUGGUGAGAAGUACUAGGCAUGAAACUUGACUGUUAGUUUGAACUAUUAAAUAUCGAGCAUGUGAGAAUUAUUAGGUGAUGGAACUUAAUUGUUACUCGAUUAUGAUUGAGUACAUUGCUUGAAAAGGCUGAACAGAGCUCCGAUGGUCUUGUAUUUAUUUGCCCUUUCACUC
Messenger RNA from Lolium perenne, 1818 nucleotides. Its product is annotated as serine carboxypeptidase-like 51. Gene Ontology annotation, molecular function: serine-type carboxypeptidase activity. The record is from RefSeq and is a predicted model, not a curated record. Gene Ontology annotation, biological process: proteolysis. NCBI's taxonomy places the organism in Eukaryota, Viridiplantae, Streptophyta, Magnoliopsida, Poales, Poaceae.